This is a messenger RNA of Prosopis cineraria, 3812 nucleotides long. Its product is annotated as LRR receptor-like serine/threonine-protein kinase HSL2. The record is from RefSeq and is a predicted model, not a curated record. The transcript has 2 exons. Bases 460 to 3426 code for a protein of 988 amino acids. Gene Ontology annotation, biological process: protein phosphorylation. Gene Ontology annotation, molecular function: protein kinase activity; ATP binding; receptor serine/threonine kinase binding. NCBI's taxonomy places the organism in Eukaryota, Viridiplantae, Streptophyta, Magnoliopsida, Fabales, Fabaceae.
AUUCCCAACAAUCUCUCCUGUUAUGGAAACAUAGCUUCGUCCUCAACGCUGAUUGCUGCGCCCAGCGCUCUUGCCUCCCACUUUCUGCGAAACAUUUUGAAUUCUUAGACGGCCGACACGCUUCGUUAACCCAUUUCACCUCUUCCACACCCACUCACGUUCCCCUCCCUGCAAUUAUAUCACCCCUCAUUGAUUUCCCCACCCCUAACGUUUCUUUCCCUCCCUCGGUCCCUCUCUUCCUUACGCAGAUCCCUGCAAAACCACUUCCCCUCUCCUUCUCUCUCUCUCUCUCCACCCCAAAAAUGAUGAACAUUUGACUUGAUAUCUCUCACAAGUCACACCCUGAGCCUCGAACUCUUCGCCAACCCCAUGCAUGAUCAACGCCUCUCUCUGGGCUUUCCUCUUUUCACUCACACCAUUACCACCUGAUCUCACUUUUCUCACCUACAACUGCCAGAGAUGGAACUUCUUGUUGUCAGUCGUUUAUCAUUUUUACUAGUAGUACUAUUUUCUUCUCUACUGUGCUUGUGUCAUUUCUCAUGGCAGGCUUCUUUAGUGGGUGAUUCUGAGAUUCUUCUGCGGGUUAAGACUACUCAGAUCGUUGAUGAGAAUGGCAGCCUCAAAAAUUGGGACCGAGGCCUCCAUUCCUGCAACUGGACUGGCAUUACCUGUGAUGACCUCAAUCGCUACAUUGUCGCCAUUGACAUCUCUAGCACUGGCAUUUAUGGUGGAUUCCCGUUUGGCUUUUGUCGUAUUCGGACCCUGCGACGGCUUUCUGUUGCGCAGAAUUAUCUUGGUGGCGUUGUCUCUCCUCAAUCUCUCCUUCUCUGUUCUCACCUUCUUGUCUUGAACCUCUCUGAUAACUUAUUUGUCGGCGAGUUGCCGGAAUUCUUGUCGGAGUUCUCUGAACUGAUACGGCUUGAUUUCUCGCGUAACAACUUUACAGGCGAUAUUCCGGCUAGUUUUGGUCGGCUACCACGUCUCAGGGUGCUCAGUUUGUCCUCGAACCUGCUCAACGGAACCGUUCCCCCGUUCUUGGGCAAUCUCAGUGAGUUAACCCGAUUGGAACUCGCUUAUAAUCCGUUCAGGCCAGGACCUUUACCCUCCCAACUUGGAAAUUUAUCGAACCUCGAAGUUAUGUUCCUUGCGGGUUCAAAUGUCGAAGGGAGUAUACCGGACUCGAUAGGGAAGCUGGUCUCACUCAAGAACUUGGACUUGUCACAGAAUUUCUUGUCAGGUAAGAUUCCAGAUAGCAUUUCGGGUUUGACAAGUGCGGAACAAAUUGUCCUAUUUCAAAACCAAUUGUCAGGGGAAAUUCCUAGAGGUUUCGGAAACCUUACCAGUUUGAUUAGUUUAGACCUCUCUCAAAACAAUCUCUCAGGGAAAUUGCCGGAUUCACUCUCUGCCUUGCAUCUCCAUUUUCUAUCCUUGAACGACAAUUUCCUCGAAGGAGAAAUCCCAGUGAAUGUAGCUAAAAAUCCAAAUUUGCUGACACUAAAACUCUUCAAUAACAGCUUUACUGGGAAAUUACCGGAAGAUCUCGGUCGAAACUCUGAUUUACAGGAGCUUGAUGUUUCUACCAAUGACUUUGUAGGCGAGUUGCCUAAGUACCUCUGCGAAAGGAACAAGUUGCGGCGCCUUGUCACAUUCCGGAAUCGCUUUUCCGAAUCUCUCCCUGAGCAGUAUGGUGACUGUCAUUCACUCGACUAUGUUAGAAUCCAGCACAACCAGCUCUCUGGUGAGGUGCCUCCACAAUUCUGGAAACUUCCUGGCCUUGAAUUUCUACAAAUGAAUAACAACUUGUUCGAAGGUUCAGUCUCCAUCUCUGGCGCUCAGAGACUCUCCGUACUGCGUGUAUCCGAUAACAGGUUUUCUGGACAUUUCUCGGCGGAAAUUUGUGAACUCCACGAUAUUAACGAAAUUGACGUCGGCCGAAACCGGUUUACCGGUGAUGUUCCGUCAUGUGUAACUGGAUUAAACAAGUUACAGAAGCUCAGCGUGCAGGAGAACAUGUUCACCGGCCCGAUUCCUCGUAACGUGAAUUCCUGGACUGACUUGACCCUAUUGAACUUGUCGUAUAACCAAUUCUCAGGUACGAUCCCACCAGAGCUUGGUAAUUUGCCAGAUUUGAUUUCUCUUGAUCUCGCCAUGAAUUUCCUGACUGGGGGAAUUCCGCCUGAGUUAGCAAAACUCAAGCUCAGCCAGUUCAACGUGUCAGGAAACAAAUUGUCCGGAAAUGUGCCUUCAGGGUUCAACAAUGAAUUCUAUUUGCCGGGUCUUGUCGGUAAUCCGAACCUCUGCAGCGAAGUCACGAAAUUCCUUCAUCCUUGUUCAAAAUCUAGACACUUAUCUUCGAUAGCUAUUAUUGUGUUAUCUACCUUCGUUGUACUCCUCCUUGGGUUUCUCCUCUUGUUCCUUAAGCGCAAGAAGUCACUAUUUUCAACUGGCAAAUCCAAGCGCUCUUUUAAGACAACGACAUUCCAUAUGGUGGGCUUUAAGGAAGAAGAUGUUGUUCCAUUGUUAACCAGCGAGAAUCUCAUUGGCACAGGGAGUUCGGGCCAGGUCUAUAGGGUGAAGCUCAAGACCGGAGAGAUAGUUGCUGUGAAGAAGCUGUGGGAAGGACGAGUAGGAAAACUGAAUACAGAUUCUGUUUUCAAAUCGGAGAUUGAGACACUCGGCCGAAUUCGGCAUGUUAAUAUAGUAAAAUUACUAUAUAGUUGCAGUGCUGACGAUUUCCAGAUUCUAGUGUAUGAGUAUUUGGAGAACGGCAGCUUGAGUGACGUUUUGCACGGUGAGAAAUGCAGGGAGUUGAUGGAUUGGUCCAGGCGGUUCAACAUAGCAGUAGGUGCUGCUCAGGGACUGGCUUAUUUACAUGACGACUGUGUGCCGCCUAUAGUUCACAGGGACGUCAAGAGUAGUAACAUAUUGCUGGAUCAUGAUUUCAAAGCUCGCGUUGCGGACUUUGGGUUGGCUAAGAUCUUGCGGUCAAAGGCAAACAAAGAUGGUGGUGUGACUACAUCCAGAGUGGCUGGUUCCUAUGGUUACAUUGCUCCAGAAUAUGCUUACACACUUAAAGUGACUGAGAAAAGCGAUGUGUAUAGCUAUGGUGUGGUGCUGAUGGAAUUGAUCACAGGCAAGAGGCCAAAUGACCCAUCCUUUGGUGAGAACAAGGAUAUAGUGAAGUGGCUCACCGAGACGGCUUUGUCAACUAAUUCUCCAAGAGGGAGUGGCAAUAAAGAAUGUCGCCGCGGUUACCUGGUCCAGAUCGUUGACCCUAGAUUGAAUCCCUCCACGUGUGAUUAUGAAGAGAUUGAGAAGGUUUUGAAUGUGGCUCUGCUUUGCACCUCAACGUUCCCCAUUAGUAGACCCUCAAUGAGAAGGGUGGUCGACUUGCUCAAGGAAUAUAAGACUCGUCCCAAGCCAUGAUGAUGAUCAUUGAUGGCUUUGAGCAUCCCGUGACUUGCCAUUACUUGACCCAAUCUCCAAUCCACAAGGAUAAUCAGUAGUGGCUUCAACCUUCAAGCAAUUCUUAUAAAACAAGUCCCUGACUUUUAUCUUUUUGUUGAUCUGUUUUUGGUAAAAUGUGGAAACAGAGGGAAAGGUCCCUAGGCUAGGAAGCAUGCUUAGUUUAAUUUUUGUAUGAACGAAUCACUUGCUGGAUAGUUGGUUCUGUCAAUUAUAUUAAUGAGGUACAAAAUUAUCUACUGAUGUAUAGGACCAGGUUUAAAAUUGUCAUUCGCAAUCGGCCAAAACUUGUAAAUUCUUGCUUAUUCAGGACAGCUACUAAAAGAUUGGGAGGGCAGUUUCCUAAA